GGCGGGGCCAUCGCCCCCGGGCGAUCCCCGGGCGCUGAUCUCGCCCCGCCGGUACCGGCACCGCCCGGCGCGGCUGCGGCCGCAGGUGCCCAGGGAAAUAAACGGGUGAAAUGGAAAAAAACGGGAACCGCCUCCCGGGAAGGCUCCGGAGCCGGUGCCCACGCGGUGCCCGGGGAGGCUCCGGGGAUGCCGCGGGAGGCGGGGUCGGAGCGAACCCCCGGCCGGCCCGGGGGCCGGGACAGGACGCACCGCCCCGGGGGGGCCGGGCCGGGCCGGGGCCGCCCCCUCGGAGCGCCCGGAGCCGCGGGACAGCCGCGGAGCCCGCGCUCGCCAUGCGCGACUACGAUGCGGUCACCGCCUUCCUGGGCGAGUGGGGCCUCUUCCAGCGCCUCAUCUUCUUCCUGCUCAGCGCCAGCAUCAUCCCCAACGGCUUCAACGGGAUGUCGGCCGUGUUCCUGGCCGGCACCCCCGAGCACCGGUGCGCCGUGCCCCGCGGGGCCAACCUGAGCGGCGAGUGGCUCAACGCCAGCAUCCCGCUGGAGCUGCGGGACGGGCGGGCGGCCCCGAGCCGCUGCCGCCGCUACCGCCUGGCCGCGCUCGCCAACUUCUCGGCGCUGGGGCUGCGGCCCGGCUCCGACGUGGAGCUGGAGACGCUGGAGCAGGAGCCGUGCCUGGACGGCUGGGAGUACAGCCGGGACGUGUACCGCUCCACCAUCGUCACCGAGUGGAACCUGGUGUGUGAGGAUGACUGGAAAGCCCCCCUGACCACCUCCCUGUUCUUCGUGGGGGUCCUCAUCGGCUCCUUCGUCUCGGGGCAGCUCUCGGACAGGUUUGGCAGGAAGAGCAUCCUUUUUCUGACGAUGGCUGUGCAGACUGGCUUCAGCUUCCUGCAGAUCUUCUCCACCAGCUGGGAGAUGUUCACAGUGCUCUUCCUCAUAGUGGGGAUGGGACAGAUCUCAAACUACGUGGUGGCCUUCAUACUGGGCACAGAAAUUCUUGGCAAAUCAGUUCGUAUUCUGUUCUCUACAUUAGGAGUUUGCAUAUUUUUUGCAUUUGGCUACAUGUUGCUGCCACUGUUUGCUUACUUCAUCAGAGACUGGCGGAUGCUGCUGCUGGCGCUCACUGUCCCGGGGCUGUUCUGCAUCCCGCUCUGGUGGGUCAUUCCUGAGUCCCCUCGGUGGCUGAUCUCCCAGGGAAGAUAUAAGGAGGCAGAAGUUAUUAUCCGAAAGGCUGCAAAAAUAAAUGGCAUUCCAGCCCCAGCCGUGCUUUUCGACACUGCAGAGAUGCAGGAUUCGAAGCCUCAGCAGCAGCAGAAGGCUAUCCUUCUGGACCUAUUUCGAACCCGAAACAUUGCAACUAUUACUAUUAUGUCAUUACUUUUGUGGUUUUUCACGUCAGUUGGUUACUUUGGCCUGUCCCUCAGCACUCCAGACUGGCAUGGAGAUGCCUACCUCAACUGCUUCCUCUCGGCUGUGAUUGAAGUCCCAGCUUAUGUGAUCGCCUGGCUCCUCCUCCGCUCCCUCCCGCGCCGCUACUCCUUGUCUGGCACCUUAUUUUUAGGGGGAAGUGUUGUCCUCUUCAUUCAGCUGGUUCCUACAGAUCUCAAUGUCCUCUCUGUUGGUCUGGUGAUGCUCGGGAAGUUUGGCAUCACAGCUGCAUUUUCAAUGCUCUAUGUCUACAACGUGGAGCUGUACCCAACCCUGGUGAGGAACAUGGCAGUGGGAGCCACUUCCACGGCGUCCAGGCUGGGCAGCAUCAUCGCUCCUUACUUUGUUUACCUGGGUGCCUAUGACAGAUUCCUGCCCUAUAUCCUGAUGGGAAGCCUGACUGUGCUGAUUGGGAUCCUCACCCUGUUCCUCCCGGAGAGCUACGGCAACCCCCUGCCCGAGAGCUUCGAGCAGAUGCUGAAGGUGAAAUGUUUCAGAAAUGGGCAAGAAACCACUGGCGUUAGGAGUUCCAAGGAAAGUCCUAAAAUUCUGAUGACACGCUUGUGAAGAAGGAUGCACGCUGUCAGAGGGGCUGAAAGAAGAACAGGAUCAUCUCAAAAUGCAUUUUUCUUCCAGAGGAAAAUGAACAAAACCCAACAGUCAAUGCUAUUGCACCAUAGUUGUUACCCCCUGUGCUACCAUCCCCAGAUUACACAGUUUACUGACCAGCUGCUGUCUACUCCUGCAGGACUCUCAGUCUGUAAUUCAGCGUCCUGAUUGCUGGGGUUUGUCAGCAGACACAGUCCCCAUUGAGAAAUGGGGACCUGCUGUGCUAGACAGAAGUCGAGGAGUAAGCUAGAAGUGAGCCUUAGGAAUAAUACAGCAGUGACUCCAGUAAGUCAGGUACUUGAUGAAAGCUGCUUAAAGGACAAAAAAUAUUUAGCAAAUGUAAUGCUGGUGGUUCUUCUCACUGUGUGUGUUGACUGGAAGAAGGGGAACUGGGUGCCUGUCUUUCCAAACCUGAAGGAAAGAUCCUGGCCUCCUCUGAAAUCUGGGACCAAAGCCCAUAGACUGAGUGGGGUCAGAACUGAGUUGUAGCAGAGCAGACACAGACUUUGCUGUAAAGACAUGGGGUUAAACAGAACAUCAGAGGAGCUUUCCAUGUCACUUGCUUUUCCCAGGACCUGGGAUCCACUUGUUCCUGUAAAAACUGAUGCUUUUUCAUAAAGCCUGAGCCCACCUUGGGCUUUGUGUCUUUGGGGAGGGGGGGGAAUCUCGAGCACUGAGUAAGGACUAUAGUUUGCUGACUUUCUGAUGGGCCAUGCCCACUUUCAACAGAAACAUAAGCUUUAGCAAGUCAGUGAUCCUGUCCAUAUGUGCCAUGAAGUUUUAGAUUUUAGGUUUUUCAUGGUAUCUGGGCAUAAGCAGGUUUUUUAGAUCUUUUGGGGUGUUGGUUUUAUUUUUCCCAAAGUAUUUAAUUUCUUCUUUGAAUAUAUACCACUUUGUUCUGCACCUUCAGAGAAAGCUCACUGCAGUUUCAAAAGCUUCUCAAAACCCUUGUGCCAUUUAUAAAUUUAAAGGGGCUUUGCUCUCAAAAAUCUGUACUGGAGAUGUUUACCUGCAGCUAUUAAAAAUGCAAAAGGACUAAUUGGGGACCACGUUUUUUUCAAAACAAAACUAAACACCAGUGUUUUGGUUUUCAAAACUUACAGAUGAUAUAUGCUUUUUUUAAAAAAAAAAGUUUAGCAUAGGUAGAUUGGAUGAUGAUAAAUGUAGAAACUUACAGAUGAUAUAUGCUUUUUUUAAAAAAAAAAGUUUAGCAUAGGUAGAUUGGAUGAUGAUAAAUGUAGAGUUUCAAGUUGUGCUACUACUGUUUUAUAAACACUACAUUGUUGGAAAAAAGUGUAAUACCUUUUAUUUUUGUAUAUGUUGGCUGUGCAUGCACUUCUUGGACACAUAAAGUCUAUCAGACCUGGUAGACUGAUUUUUAUCCUCUAUAAAUAACAAUUAGCCCUGAGUCACCUCCUGUAAGGGCCAAGAAAAGCACAGUGUCUCAUCUUUACUGCGAGAGUUCAGGGUGAGUUGUCUUGUGCUGGCACUUGGCACAGGAAUGGGGCUCUCCCUGAAGUUCAAGCACAAAUAUAAAGCUUUAUAACAUUUAAAUGCAAGGAACUUGUGCAAUUAAUCCAAACUGCUUUUGGGAGUGGAAAUACUAUUUUCUAAUAAUUUGCUGCAGUUAUACUUUUGCCAUAAAUGUAACAUGGCAUGAGGUAACCAGUGUCCUGUGACCCCUGAUGUUCUCAUCCCUUCUCAAGCUGUAAUUUCUCUAAUAACAGCAGUAUUUAAUCUUGUUUUUACUUAUUACAGAAUUAACCUAUAGAAUAGUUGUUUAAAUGUACCAAAUUUCUCAAGAAAGCCCUUAUAUAUCAGCACAGAACAGGUUUGAGGACUUGGGUUAAAUAUAGGUGGCCAUAUUUUUAUGAAGAUUUUUAUAUUAAGUUGCGACUUAUUUUAUGAGAUUGUAGGCUUGGGUAUUUCUAAAAGGUAAAUAUUUUUGUACUCUUGAACCUUGCAGUAUCUUAAAACCUGUUUUUUCCUUUUUUAAAUAAGAAAGAGGGUUGUGUUUUUUAAAGUACCUUGUUUCAACCAGUCUCGUUUUUCUUACUUGCACCGCUGAUCUCGAGCUAGUGUCACAUUUUAGUAUUUCUAGCAGGGGAUUUAACAACCUUUCUCAAGAGCAGAAUGUCUUUGAGCAGUGCUGUUGUAAGGCCUGAUGGUGUCUGAAGUGCAGUGGGAAUGAGGGAAGCCCCAGCUGGGGCCGUCGCACUGUGCCUCCUCUGUCACCUCUGUCACCUGGACUCGGGUCUCUGUGUGCAACCUUCGACCCCCCGCUGGCUCACCGCUCUGCUCACGCCUCUAGGGAGCUGUAUAAUUGUCACUCAUUAACUCCUGUGCUCAUUGUAAUAAAAACGUGCACUGACAUUGUU
Messenger RNA from Pipra filicauda (Wire-tailed manakin), 4414 nucleotides. RefSeq names its product solute carrier family 22 member 4 (gene SLC22A4). Lineage: Eukaryota; Metazoa; Chordata; Aves; Passeriformes; Pipridae. Gene Ontology annotation, biological process: transmembrane transport; carnitine transport. Gene Ontology annotation, molecular function: transmembrane transporter activity; ATP binding. Gene Ontology annotation, cellular component: membrane. The record is from RefSeq and is a predicted model, not a curated record. The transcript is spliced from 10 exons. The coding region runs from base 111 to 1994 and encodes 627 amino acids.